Messenger RNA from Lolium perenne, 2628 nucleotides. RefSeq names its product acylamino-acid-releasing enzyme. Gene Ontology annotation, biological process: proteolysis. NCBI's taxonomy places the organism in Eukaryota, Viridiplantae, Streptophyta, Magnoliopsida, Poales, Poaceae. The record is from RefSeq and is a predicted model, not a curated record. Gene Ontology annotation, molecular function: serine-type peptidase activity.
UCGCAGUCCACGCCGCCCAAUUAAUGGCGUCACUCCUCGCCUCCAUCUUACCCGCGGCCUGCUCCACCUCCGCCCCGGCGCUCGUCCUCCGUGCCCUCCCCCGCACCCCCCUCCGCCGUGCCCUCGCCUCGCCGCCCCGCAUGUCGUCCUCCUCCUCCUCCUCCGCUUCUACCGCGCCGUCGCCAGCCGCCGCGGCCGGGGAGAAGCCCACGGCGGCGCCGUACGGGUCCUGGAAGUCGCCCAUCACCGCGGAUGUCGUCUCCGGCGCCGACAAGCGCCUCGGGGGCAUGGCCCUCGCCGGAGACGGUCGGCUGCUAUGGAUCGAGGGCCGCCCCGAGGAGAAAGGGCGUAUGGUUAUUGUAAAGGAGGGUGACAAGCCUGUGGAUGUCAUACCUCAGGAAUUUGCAGCACGCACUCUGGCUCAAGAAUAUGGAGGUGGUGCAUUUGCAGUCCAAGAUAAUGUUGUUCUUUUCUCAAACUAUGAGGAUCAGCGUCUUUACAAGCAACUGACCGAAACUGCUAGUCUACCUGCGCCUCUUACACCUGAUUAUGGUGCACCUGACGUCAGUUAUGCUGAUGGAGUCUUUGAUCCACACUUCAGCCGUUAUGUUACUGUGAUGGAAGAUCGACGGACGAGUAGCUUGAAUCCCACUACAACAAUUGCAUCUGUAAACUUAAGCGGUGGGGAUGUCCAUGAACCAAAGGUGCUGAUCAGUGGGAAUGACUUCUAUGCUUCUCCUCGAAUUGAUCAAAAUAAAAAGCGGAUGGCAUGGAUUGAGUGGGGUCAUCCAAACAUGGCAUGGGAUAAAUCAGAACUCUGGGUUGGCUACUUUUCUGAAAGCGGAGACUUGUCCAAACGGGUCUGUGUUGCUGGUGGCAAUCCAAUGCUGGUGGAAUCCCCUGCUGAACCUAAAUGGUCUCCAAAAGGAGAACUGUUUUUCAUAACUGACAGAGGGAGUGGAUUCUGGAACAUUUAUAAAUGGGUUGAAAACACCAAUGAAAUUGUUCCAGUUUACACAUUAGAUGCUGAGUUCACAAGACCAUUGUGGGUUUUUGGCAUCAGCUCUUACGAUUUUCUUGGAAGGAGCAAUCAUAUCGUUUUUACUUACAGGCAGCUCGGAAAGUCAUAUCUUGGUGUUCUAAACUGUGAUUCAGGUUCUGUUUCGUUGCUCGACACCCCCUUCUCCGAUUUAUACAAUGUGGUAACUGGAGAUGAUUUCUUCUAUAUCGAAGGUGCCUCUGCAAGUGUUCCAUUGUCAAUUGCAAAGGUGACUUUGGAUGAGAACAAAACAAAAGCAGUUAAUUUCUCAAUAGUCUGGUCUUCCUCACCAGAUGUUGUGCAGUAUAGACCUUUCUUCAGCACCCCAGAAUUUAUCGAGUUCCCUACAUCCAGCCCUGGGAAGAAUGCUUAUGCCUAUUUCUACCCACCUUUGAAUCCAAUGUUUCAAGGUUUACCAGAUGAAAAGCCUCCAUUGCUUGUCAAAACACAUGGAGGACCUACAGGUGAAACGCGUGCUGUUCUAGACCUUAGUGUCCAGUAUUGGACAAGUCGAGGGUGGGCAUUUCUUGAUGUUAACUAUGGAGGAAGCACCGGUUAUGGGAGAGAAUAUCGAGAGAGACUAUUGGAGAAAUGGGGUAUUGUUGAUGUUGAUGAUUGUUGCAGCUGUGCAAAGUUCCUGGUGGAGAAUGGGAAAGUAGAUGAACAGCGCCUCUGUAUAACUGGGAGAUCGGCAGGCGGAUACACUACUUUAGCUUCACUGGCUUUCAGAGAUACAUUCAAGGCUGGAGCAUCUUUGUAUGGAAUUGGUGAUUUGUCUUUGUUGAGAGCAGAGACUCACAAAUUUGAGUCCCAUUAUAUCGAUAAUCUUGUCGGAAAUGAAAGGGCUUACUAUGAGAGAUCUCCAAUCAACUUUGUUAAUAAAUUUACAUGCCCAGUUAUUCUGUUUCAAGGGUUGGAUGAUAAGGUUGUACCACCAGAUCAGGCACGCAAAAUAUACAAGGCCUUGAAAGAAAGGGGCCUGCCUGUUGCGUUAGUUGAAUAUGAAGGAGAGCAGCAUGGGUUCCGCAAGGCUGAAAACAUCAAGUUCACCUUGGAGCAGCAGAUGGUGUUUUUUGCUCGAUUGGUGGGCAAAUUCGAGGUGGCAGACGAUAUAACUCCAAUCAAGAUUGAGAACUUUGAUUGAUGCGCGCAAAAAUCAAGACAGAGCGUGACUGAUGUGACUGGCGACCUAAACUUGUGGUUGCAGCGGGUGCUGGAAAUUUGGAUGGUGCUGCGGAGCCUAACAGGGCCGGAGAAUAUGGCAACCGCGAGAGCCGAUGGAAUGGAUCGAUUGAUCGAGAUGAAUCCAAGAAACCACAGUGGAGGUGUGUGCGCGCGUACUGCUGGUGGACGGCUCGUUUGUUAGCUUCACGUUUCAACUUUUUUUUUUUCUGUUUAAAAAAGUCAAUGCUCCUGGAAAACUUUAAAAGCUAUUGUCUUUGGAGCAGGCAAGUAUAUGAGAGGUGCACAUCAAUCGUUGACAUAUUUGUUGUUGCCAUGUUGUGAAAACGGCGAUGCUUAGAAGCAUCUGGUGAGCAGCAUGCGCAUGCAACUCAAAAAGGAACAAUAGUUUCCUUACUACGAUAGAA